CUGAAUGGGCUGGAGCAGUCACCAGGGUCGACAGGGGCCCCUUGGCCCCUGGGAAACCAUGGCAACAAAUGACCUGAAGAUAAGGGAGAAGUACAGGUUAGACCAAAUAAGGAGGAAACAAUAGAUGCCACAUGUCCAUUGGUCAGAGAUAAUGGUAGUAGCCCUAAGGCAUGGGGAAAGUUUUAAGAAGGGUGUGCUCCUUGCAAUUAACGCCAUUUUGCCGCUCACCAUAUUGGUGUCAUGAAAAGCGUGCGAAACUGGCCGGGGCUGUCGGAACACUUUCACAAGGAGACUUCAGUCAGGGUCGCCGAAACAAAGGCGACAAAUGGUGCUCCGUGUGAGGAAGUCUCACCUGUGGAAGUGUGACAGCCGGCUGCGGGACGGACGCAGGAGCCUGCCGUGGUAAGGCGGCGGAAGAGCUGGAGGGGCUGAUCCCCUGGGGCUAAGAGCAGCGCUGGUAGCUGGUGGAAGGUCGCGGAGGGUUUGAAUUCCCUGGGCGACGAUGGAAUCCGUCAUUAAGGUAUUAUAUCAAGUUUGUAAAACGUACUGCGGGAAAACCGCCCCUUCUAAGAAGGAGGUGGGUACCGUUCUUUCUUUUCUUGUAAAGGAGGGACUUCUUUCUUUUCCUUAUGAGAUUUAUGACUCCAGCAAGUGGGACUCUUUGACAUUAGCGCUUGCUCAGAGAGCUAUGUCGUCCCAAGGGGCGUCGGUGCUUAAAUUUUGGGGUCUGAUUCGGGGUGCUCUGAAGGCAGCGAGGGAAGAAAAGACUGCCAAAAACCUUGCCAGAGAUCUGUUGGGUUUGGAUCCGGGCGGGGGAGGGUCACCGCGGCCGGGAGACUCUAACCCCUUCAAGGAUCUGCCCCAAGACAAGAUGGCACCGGAGGCACCGACCUUGCCAGAAACACCAACACCGGAAAAGAAGGAGGAAGAGUCGCCAUCAUCUCCGACGGCUCCGCCCCCGUAUCCUCUCCAGUACCCCUCUUUGCAUGGCUUUCGUCAGGGGGAGGAUCCUACACGGGUAGGGGUAGGGGCAGGGGCCGAGGGAUUGCUGGCUGCGGCUCCGCCCUCAGGGGCUGAGCGAUUGAUGGUUGCGGCUCUGCCCCCGCCACCUGUUCCGCCCUCCCAAACGGCCAGGGUCCCAGCUAACUUGGGGAAAGGGGCCUUAUUUAUCGAUUGGGGCCGGGUAAGGGAGGAGAUGAGAGCAGCGGAGCUCUUGGAUGAUUAUAAGGCAUUCCCUGUAGAGAUCAGGGGACAGGGACCUGUUUGGGUUCCUUUAGACCUGUUGGAAAUAAUCCAACCGCUUCGUCCGUCCCUGGCCGUGCCCCUCGCGGGACAGCGGAACCGCAGGUCGGGACUCCGCACUCGCUUCGCACUGACAGCGCGUCUCAGUCACACACACUCAAAGAGUCUCAACCGACCCCCAAGGAAAGAGUUAAAUCCCCUUACCUUGGUCCGUGCACGAAGUUACCGGGUCGCAAUGGCCAACACCCGUGCCUGCCUGCCCCUUGGCUUUUACAGAGUCCGUCCUCUAUGA
Molecule: messenger RNA, 1534 nt
Organism: Lagopus muta (rock ptarmigan)
Lineage: Eukaryota; Metazoa; Chordata; Aves; Galliformes; Phasianidae
Exons: 2
Coding region: 503-1534 (343 amino acids)
Source: RefSeq, a predicted model, not a curated record